This is a messenger RNA of Diospyros lotus (date-plum), 2486 nucleotides long. Its product is annotated as pentatricopeptide repeat-containing protein At4g02750-like. The coding region runs from base 34 to 1515 and encodes 493 amino acids. Gene Ontology annotation, molecular function: RNA binding; protein binding. Gene Ontology annotation, biological process: RNA modification. NCBI's taxonomy places the organism in Eukaryota, Viridiplantae, Streptophyta, Magnoliopsida, Ericales, Ebenaceae. The record is from RefSeq and is a predicted model, not a curated record. The transcript has a single exon.
CGCAGAACCACAGCCUGUGCAUGGUUGGGUCAGAUGGGCCGUCCUCCGCUGGACCUGCGCGCCAUGCUCGUGUUUGCCAGAGUACUUGGAAUUUCCCACCACCAAAUUUGUACAUUUUCCACGGCUACUCUGAACGACACCAUUAACGGCUGCAUCCGCAACGGGCAUAUAACUAAUGCUCGCAGACUCUUCGACCUGAACCCCUCAUCCCGAAAUGUUGUCUCCUGGAAUUUAAUGAUCUCCGGCUACGUGAAACACCACCAAAUCCAACACGCUCAGCUAGUGUUCGAUGAAAUGCCCGUAAGAGACGUUGUUUCAUGGAACACCAUGUUGACGGGUUUACAGAAGAUCAGAGACCCAGGAGGGAUCUACAAUUAUUUCCUACAAAUGGGAAGGGAUGGAUUGAAACCCAACGAAUUCACCUUCUCAAUAAUCAUCAGCGCUCUGUUGGACACUUCAUUUAGCUCUUUGAUCCCACAGUUCCACUGCCUCACAAUUUGUUCGGCUCUAAAUUCGAGUGUGUUUGUUGGGUCGGCAUUGAUGAGGGGUUACACUGAUUUGAAGGGCCGCGUAGCUCUACAGCGUGUUUUUGAGGAGAUUUUGCCUAAGGACGUCACAUCAUGGAAUGCGUUGGUUUUGGGCUAUAUGGAUCUGGGUUUAACAGCUGAGGCUCGGAGAUCUUUCGAGAUGAUGCCCGGGAGGAAUAUUAUUUCUUGGACGACUUUGGUUAAUGGUUAUAUCCAGAAUAGGAAACUUGAUGAAGCCCGGUCUAUUUUCAAUGAAAUUAGUGAAAAGAAUGUUGUCUUGUGGACUGCAAUGAUAAGUGGGUAUGUACGGUAUGGUUGGCUUGUGCAAGCUUUGGAGCUGUUUUUACUGAUGUUGAAAUCGGGAUCCCAGCCCAAUCACUUCACAUUUGCGAGUGCUUUAGACGCCUGUGCUGGUUGCUCCUCGCUCCUCAUGGGUAAGCAACUUCACUCCAAAAUCUUGAAAUCUGGGGUUACUCUUGAUGUGAUCUUGUCGACUUCUCUUGUUGACAUGUACGCAAAAUGUGGGGACAUUGACGCGGCAUCCCGCGUUUUCAAGGCCAUUCCAAAGAGGAAUUUGGUGUCGUGGAAUUCAAUCAUUGGGGGUUACGCAAGCCAUGGCCUUGCAUCUAGAGCUUUGGAAGAGUUCGAGAGCAUGACAAGGAGUGGUGUCAAUCCUGAUCAAGUUACUUUUGUGAACAUUUUGUCGGCAUGCGUGCAUGGUGGUCUGGUUGAAGAAGGUGAAAAGCACUUCAACUCCAUGGCAACCAAGUAUGGAAUCAAUGCAGCAAUAGAGCACUAUGCUUGCAUGGUGGGUCUAUACGGUAGAGCAGGUUAUCCAGCGAAGGCCGUCAGGUUGAUUCAAGAAAUGCCUUCGGAACCUGACUUGGUCGUGUGGAGUGCAUUGCUUGCAGCAUGCAGGUUGCAUUCAAAUAGCAAAGAGGAUGUACAAAGUGGAGAAAGAUCAUCAUCCUGCUGUAUAUAUAACUGAGGUGAUAUGAACCUUCUAACUAGUUAUAUUUCUCAUAAAGCACACAGCUGCUUCACCUACUCCUUCCAAUCCCAGUGACAAUGAAACUGUCCUCACAAAUUCAGGAAUGCAGAAGCCAAGCCUUUGUCGCUGGCAACUGCCAGGAUCAAACUAAAUCAGCAUUCAUUCAAUUCACAAAUAAAAUUCCCUCAGGGGCAUCACCAUAAUCUAUAAUCUGAAAGAAUUGGUCUGUAUACCACUACAAGAAAAACGAAAAACUUUAUUUCGAGGCUAUGGUUACAAGGAUGUACAGAAACUGAAUACAGUGGUCCCUAUAUUAGAUCAAAGGUGGGCAACAUAGUGAGUGAAGCACUUGCUUUCAUACAACAGCUAUUAACUUGGUCCUCAAUGACUAUUUAAUGAAAACUCUGCCCUAUCCCGACCUUCUAAAUUUGAACCAGAGGCCUGCUCUGCAAAGCUGCACAUAAGAAAACACUGAAAUUAAUAUUUGUUCACACGACCAAAAUGCAUAAAGAGGAACCUACGCAGCAGCCUGUACAAGGAAGCAAAUCAUGCUCUAAUGUAAACUCACAAAUUCAGACUGUACAAACAAAUGGUGGUUUAACUAUAUAAUCUGAACCCAUAGUUAAGCCCCCACUAUAAGCAAUAAUUACAUGUAAAAGAACUCCUACGGAUCAAACAAAAUCUGGCUGAACAAAAAGAUUUGAAUUACAAAAUACAAGAACUACACCGGUGACAAGAAAAUAAAUAAACACCUCGCCAUUAUCACAAUGUCAAACGGUUCUAUGUCAUUACUCUAAUGCCAUUUCAUCUAUCAUUAACAAACAGUGAUGGAUGGUUGCCCACCUACGUUCUUUCAGUAACCCAUUAGAUAUUUCUUACCUGUAGUUGAUGCCUAAAAACUUAAAAUUGCUUGAAAAAAAAAAAAUCAAUAUAGAAAUGCGUAUGCAUGUGCAUUAUAUAUAUACAUG